AUGGCACCAAAUGCAAUUUUGAAAUUCGCCACACUCUCGUUACUUGUUCUCCUAGCCAUUUCUGCUUCCACAGAAGCUAAUUUCAACUUCAACCAAAAGCUCAAAGAGACCAAGUUGGUCUUCUACAUGUUCGACUGGGAGACUGGCCUAAACAAAACCACCGUCCCGGUCGCCGGCAUCCGGGGGAACCGGUGGUGGAUUCUCGGGUUCGGUACCAUCUUCAUGAUCAACGACAAGCUCACCGAGUCAUACGAUCGCAACUCCACCGUGGUCGGGAGGGCCCGAGGGGCCUAUGUGAACUCGGCUGGGGAUGGCUCGGAUUUGCAUUUGUUGAUGUCACUUGUGUUCACCAACCGGGAGUUCAAUGGGAGCAUACUAGAAAUACAGGGUUCCGAUCGGUUUUACAACUAA
Syzygium oleosum is the source of this 411-nucleotide messenger RNA. Its product is annotated as dirigent protein 1-like. NCBI's taxonomy places the organism in Eukaryota, Viridiplantae, Streptophyta, Magnoliopsida, Myrtales, Myrtaceae. The record is from RefSeq and is a predicted model, not a curated record. Bases 1 to 411 code for a protein of 136 amino acids. The transcript has a single exon.